This is a messenger RNA of Lolium perenne, 2007 nucleotides long. Lineage: Eukaryota; Viridiplantae; Streptophyta; Magnoliopsida; Poales; Poaceae. The record is from RefSeq and is a predicted model, not a curated record.
UGUAAUUUACAAAUGGAUUACCAAGGGAACAAUGUUAGGGAUUUUCUUAAUGCUAAUGGACAUGUCGUUCUUAAAAGGGUGGAUAACAACUACAAUCUAAAAUCUUUCAGUCAGAAAGAGAUAGAAGACAUCACCAAUGGGUAUUACACCGUGCUGGGAGAAGGGGGAUUUGGUAAGGUUUACAAAGGAAAAUUAGAUGAUCUCCGUCCAGUUGCAGUAAAGAGGUACAAAAAUGGAACUAAUAAAGAAGAGUUUGCCAGGGAAGUGAUAGUGCACUCCCAGAUAAACCACAAGAACGUCGUCAGACUGCUAGGUUGCUGCACAGAGGAAAAUUCUCUUAUGAUUGUAAUGGAGUUUGUAUGCAAUGGCAACCUCGAAAAUAUCCUUCACUGCAGCAAUGCUAAUGUUAUUGUCCCCUUCCCUUUGGAACAACGUUUGGACAUCGCCAUUGAGUCCGCUGAAGUAUUAUCAUGCAUGCAUUCAAUGUUUAGUCCUGUUCUUCAUGGUGACAUCAAACCUGCUAAUAUACUUUUGGACGAAAAUUUUCGGCCAAAGAUAUCGGAUUUUGGGAUAGCAAGAUUGCUUGCUGCUGAAGGGAAUCAGUAUACCAGAUCUGUCAUUGGCUGCAUAGGUUACAUGGACCCUUUGUUCUGUCAGAGUGGGAUCCUGACUCCAAAGAGUGAUGUAUACAGUUUUGGAGUUGUUUUACUGGAAAUUAUCACGAGAAAGAAAGCUGUGGAUGGAAAUAUUAUCCUAGCUCAAAGUUUCGCUGAAGCCCUUAGGAAAGGGAAAAAGGUGAGACGAAUGUUUGAUGAGGAAAUUGCAAAUGAUAGAAAGAACAUGAAAUUGCUUGACAAUAUCGCAAAACUAGCAGACGAAUGCUUGAAAAUGGAGGAAAAAAUGCGUCCAGAAAUGGUUGAAGUAGCUGACAGACUUAGGACAGUUAGGAAAGCUUUCCAUCAACGCAAGGGCAGAAAUUCUACAGGUAGCAACAUUGGACUUACUAGAACUGCACUGGCAGAGAAUGUGAUUUCCCCUACCCCUGCUACCUCUGUUACUCUGAAUAACAAUGACAAUACUCUACCAUCUACGGUACCGACCAUUUCCAUGGAUGAACUGCAGGAAAUAACGGGGAACUUUAGCAAUGACGCUCUAAUAGGACAGGGCUCAUCCAGUAAAGUUUUCUUCGGAGUGCUGAAAGAUGGACAUAUGUCCGCGAUCAAGAAGUUUAAUCCUACAAAAAAUAACAUUUUAGAGAUUCCGGUGGUCUCAAGAUUCAAACAUAGGAACGUUGUCCAGCUUCUAGGAUACUGUGUUGAAGGAGACAACCGUGUUCUUGCUUACGAGCACACAUCCAGGGGGUCCUUGCAUGAUAUUCUUCACGGUAAAAGGAAUGUUAUUGGAGCCGAACCAGGAAUGGUUCUAUCAUGGGCGGAACGAGUGAAUAUUGCCCUAAGUGCUGCAACUGGACUUGAGUUCCUCCACAAGAAGGCACGGCCUUGCAUUGUCCACGGUCACAUCAAGUCCAGCAACAUACUUCUCUUUGGCAGCGACGUCGCAAAGAUUGGUGGCAUCGGUGUUUCACAUGCCCCUAGCUACAUAGAUAAUACUUUUUUGGAUCGUUUGGAUGGUACUCCCUCCAUUCCGAUUACAUCUCCGUGGAGGGGACACAACACGUACCUCGGUAUUGGACGUAGUACCUCUCAUGGUCGGAUAUGUUCUGGUUACGAAUCGCCUGAGUACCUCUUGAAAGAUACACUUUUCGAUAAAGUCUUCAAAGAUGCACACCUCUGCUUUCAAGAAGAAGAAGAAGAGCAAUUUAGCACAAAAGACGAUGUCUACAGCUUCGGUGUCGUGCUGCUGGAACUUUUAACAGGCCGGAAGGUAUUUGAUGCUACAUUACCCCGUGACCAGCAAAGAAUCGUGACAUGGGAAAGAGAGCAAUUGCCUAUAUUUUUCAGAAGAAAACUGAAGGGGAGCAUCUACAGUAUGGCCAUCCAAGGUUGA